GGGAAUGCCGAGAGAAAAGCACAAAACCCUAUUGAGAGCUCUCGGCCGCUUGCAGCGUAACCGUCACAUGGCCGAAGCGGCUUCGCGGCGCCUAUUUAAGGAGCUCCCGGCGCGCCUUCAGCACCACUUCGCUGUCCACCCUUCCGCGCGAGAGCACGCUCCCACGUCCUACGCCGCUGGCUGCAAAACUCACCCACGACUCAUCUGCACGGCCGCAACCAUGCCGAGGUCUUUUUUAGUGGAUUCGUUGAUUUUAAGAGAGGCCAACGACAAGGGGAGCGAGAACAGCUCGCCUCUCUUCCCUUACGCGGUGCACUCGCCCGGCCACCACCCGCACGGACUGCCGGGCUCCUGCCACUCCAGGAAGGCCGGGCUGCUGUGCUUCUGCCCGUUGUGCAUGGCCGCCUCGCAGCUACACCCUUCUCCGCCCGCGCUGCCGCUCCUCAAAGCCUCCUUCCCGGCUUUCGGUUCGCAGUACUGCCACACGGCCCUGUCCAGGCAGCACACAUCCAACAUCAACCUCGGCCACGGAGCCGCCAUGUACCAGGCCGCCUACACGGUCCCUGAUCCGCGACAGUACCACUGCAUUUCCAUCGAAAACAGCAACAGCAAACUUCAGAGCAGCAAACGCAUGCGCACGGCUUUCACCAGCACGCAACUUUUGGAGCUGGAGCGGGAGUUCACCUCCAAUAUGUACCUGUCCAGGUUGAGGCGCAUUGAGAUCGCCACCUACCUCAACCUGUCCGAGAAGCAGGUCAAGAUCUGGUUCCAGAACCGCAGGGUGAAGCACAAAAAAGAGGGCAAGAGCGGAUCCGGAGGACCGCGGACUGCCACCAACGGCUGCAAAUGCUCGUCGGCAGCCAGGUGCUCGGAGGAAGAAGAGGAAGACAUGCCGGUGUCGCCUUCAUCAUUCUCCGAAAAGGAUGAUGUGGACUUGUCCGUCUCCCCCUGAGCUCCUAUUUGGACGAUUAAAAGAAAAAAACACAUGAGCCAAAAAAAAAAAAAAAAAACCUGUAUACUUAUGUAUAUAAGAGAAUAUUUAACCAGGGAAUUGUCCUGAAUAAUUGUAUAAUUCAUGUUGUACGUUUUGUAUGUAGUUUUUUCUGAAAGCAGUCAAUUUGUUGUUGCUGAAUAUAGGCACAUUUGUAAACGGGAAAUGAAGGGAAAAUAACAUAACAUUAAUAGCCCAUAGCAUUUUCCCUUCAGUAUUUGAAUACUGGUUUGGGAUGUAUUGCAGGAUGGAAGAUGAGCUCGGUCUCAAAUGUAUUAUUCAAUGUCAUUUGAAAUUUAUUUAUUUAUUUAAAAAAUAAAAUGAUAUUUCUGAGC
Molecule: messenger RNA, 1326 nt
Organism: Syngnathus acus (greater pipefish)
Lineage: Eukaryota; Metazoa; Chordata; Actinopteri; Syngnathiformes; Syngnathidae
Gene: gsx1
Product: GS homeobox 1
Exons: 2
Coding region: 5-952 (315 amino acids)
Biological process (GO): regulation of DNA-templated transcription
Cellular component (GO): nucleus
Molecular function (GO): sequence-specific double-stranded DNA binding; DNA-binding transcription factor activity, RNA polymerase II-specific
Source: RefSeq, a predicted model, not a curated record